This is a messenger RNA of Erpetoichthys calabaricus (reedfish), 3881 nucleotides long. RefSeq names its product acyl-CoA 6-desaturase. Lineage: Eukaryota; Metazoa; Chordata; Cladistia; Polypteriformes; Polypteridae. Gene Ontology annotation, molecular function: oxidoreductase activity, acting on paired donors, with oxidation of a pair of donors resulting in the reduction of molecular oxygen to two molecules of water. Gene Ontology annotation, biological process: lipid metabolic process. Gene Ontology annotation, cellular component: membrane. The record is from RefSeq and is a predicted model, not a curated record. The transcript has 13 exons. Bases 308 to 1645 code for a protein of 445 amino acids.
UUUGGAUGGCUUUGUUGAGGGAUUUGGGGCGGUGCGAUGGUUUGCUUAGUUUAUGUUGCCGUGGGAAACCCAAAUCUUCCACACUGCCUUUGUCGACUGAUAGUUCUACGGAAACAGAAAAUGAAUAAAUGACAAAGAAGGUGACAGGUGAUAAAAAGGCUGCGAAGUUCUUCUGUACAGAGUGCACUACAGCGAUAGGCGUCGGGAUUCUCAGCAGAGGCUUUCCAGAGUCCGAAUUACUGAUCCAGAAGAAAAAUACUCAGUGUACUUCAGACGUCCAUACAAGAGUGAGGCUACAGCACCCGAAAUGGGGAAAGGUGGAGAGAAGACGGAGCAAAGUGGAGAAUGCAGUACUAAAACAUUUGGGGUAUACACAUGGGAAGAGAUUCAGAAACACAAUUUAAGAACAGAUAAAUGGUUAGUCAUUGAGAGGAAGGUGUAUAAUAUCACAGAGUGGUCUAAGAGGCAUCCAGGUGGCACCCGAGUCAUCACUCACUAUGCUGGAGAGGACGCCACAGAUGCAUUUCAAGCAUUUCAUCCAGAGCCUGACUUUGUGCGAAAGUUUCUAAAGCCACUACUAAUAGGCGAGCUGGACCCUGGAGAGCCUAGUCAAGAUCGGGAUAAAAAUGGAGAGAUCCUUCAAGAUUUUCGCCAGCUCAGAGAGACAGUGGAGAAGAUGGGCCUGUUCGAGACAAAUGCUAUGUUCUUCAUAAUGCAACUGGGACAUAUCAUUCUAUUUGAGAUACUUUCCUGGCUUUUGCUGUAUUUUCUGGGAACAGGCUGGAUUAAUACCCUGAUAUGUGCAGUCCUGUUGACAACAUCUCAGUCUCAGGCUGGUUGGCUACAACAUGACUUUGGACAUUUGUCUGUGUUUAAAAAGUCCAAGUGGAAUCACCUGCUGCACAAAUUUGUAAUUGGGCAUAUAAAGGGAGCUUCUGCUAACUGGUGGAAUCAUCGCCACUUUCAGCAUCAUGCCAAACCAAACAUCUUCAAAAAGGACCCAGAUGUGAAUAUGCUGCAUGUGUUUGUAUUGGGAAAAACUCAGCCUGUGGAGUAUGGUAAGAAGAAACUGAAAUAUCUGCCUUACAACCACCAGCAUGAGUAUUUCUUCCUUAUUGGCCCACCUUUAUUAAUUCCAGUUUACUUCCACAUCCAAAUAAUGCAUACUAUGAUUUCCAGACGAGAUUGGGUUGAUUUAGUUUGGUCCAUGACAUACUACAUACGUUACUUCUCAAUGUAUGCCCCAUUCUAUGGAGUCCUGGGAUCUAUUGCAUUCAUCAGCUUUGUCAGAUUUUUAGAGAGCCACUGGUUCGUAUGGGUUACUCAAAUGAAUCACAUCCCUAUGGAUAUUGACAGCGAGAAGUACAGAGACUGGCUGACCAUGCAGCUGUCUGCAACCUGUAACAUUGAACAAUCUGCCUUUAAUGAUUGGUUUAGUGGCCACCUCAACUUCCAGAUUGAGCAUCACUGUUUUCCCACCAUGCCACGUCAUAAUUACUGGAAAGCCUCCCCACUGGUGAAAUCUUUGUGUGAAAAACAUGGUAUUCAUUAUCAGGAAAAGACACUGUGGCAAGGCUUCAAGGAUAUUGUAAGCUCAUUGAAGACAUCUGGUAACCUCUGGUUGGAUGCCUACCUUAACAAGUAAGAGAGAGAGAAACAGAGGCACAGAGAGAGAAAGAGAGCACAAGAGACUCUUCAGACCUCCUUUACACUUUGUCCCCUUCGACUGUGAUGUUCACAUUUGCAUUUUGUCUGGGGAUGAAAUCUUGGCUGCCCUUUACUAAAUCCAACACUAGAACUAUGUUAUCAACAGCCUGAUUUUAACUAGCUCUUUUCUGAAAUUACAAUGCAAGGAAGACCCUUGAAUUUCUAACUUGAUGCAAAAUCUGUACUAUUUCUAGACUGAUGGUCAAUCUGUUACAGAUAUAUUAAUGCCCUACAAGAAAUACUAGUGAUUAUAUAUGCUAAUACUAAACGAAGCAGGAGUGUUCCUAGGACAGGUUUGGGUUCAACACUGAAUCUUCUUUCAUUGUAUUGUCUGUACUUUUAGAGCUAAUAAAAUUAGGACAUUGUGUAAACUAAUUUAGAUAGUGUAAGAAAAAAACUGCCCACAUACUAAUUGUGUCUGUAACUUAUUUUUAAAACAUACAGUACCUGUGUCAUUCAUUGCAGUUGGCAUUUAACACUCAGUUUUCCUUUAUUUAUUCAUGUUUUCCCUAUCUGUGCUGCAGUAUAAUUUAAUCCAACACUUAAUUUAAUCCAACAGAGUGUAGGAUUUGAUGCCAUGUGAAUGCCUCAGGUUAAGCCAAGAGGUCGAAGGUACCUUUCUACUCCCCACCCAGCCUUUCAUCCUAACAAUGUCAAUGAUCCAAACAUUUAUGUUAAUUAACAACUGCAUUUUCCUGACUUUUACCAGCUCUUACCGAUUUUUCAUUAUCCAGUGAACUUGAACUGCCUCUGGUUCAACAUAUUAUUGAGCUACCAAUACAUGAUGUUUCUCAUACACCCUGUCUCAGCAUCUAAGAUAUUAAUCAACUUGGGUACCUCUGCUGUUAAAAUGACUACUGAAUGUUAGAUGCUGGCUAAUAUAAAGAAACUGUGAAACAAAAUCAUUGUCUUGAGUAAAAUGGAAGAUAAGGAUAUAAUACAUAGGAAAACUCUUUGCUUGAAGAAGGAUUCAAUUAUAUCAAGAUUUUCUAAAUCAUAAGUAUCAGUUGACAAAACACAUUACAAAUGAAACUAUAGAUAAAGCAAUGCAUUCAAAUUUAUGUACUACUGAAAAAGAAUUCAUAAUGUAAGUUCAAAAAUAAUUUAGGCAAAAAAUGGAUAAUAAUAGCUAUUAUCACAGAAGAUGUUAGAAUUACAAGCUUCAGAUAGAAAUAAAGAAAUUAGAAAUUAAACAUAAAGAGAUUGUUUUCAGUUAUUUCAGAAGUGUACACGGUAUACAAUUAGCAGUUCUAAUUGUGAUUGACAAGCUUUUUUACUACUGUGAAGCAAGACUGGACAAGCAGCUGUAAUUUAAGGGGAAAAACAGUCCUGAAGAGUGGCAAAUCUAGUAAACUGCUAACUGAGCUGCAGCUAAUGGUAAUGUGUAACUUUACGAGUGGUUUAACUUGAGAAAGUGACGAGAUGGUUUUGAGCAAACUGUGGGAUUGUGAAGGAUAUCAAGAAUGGGAAAAUGUUUUUCAAAUUGAGCUACACAUACAGAGUAGCGUAACAUGUUCCCAGAGUUACAUUCAUGAGUAAAAUGCCUGAAGAAUAAUUAUCUCUAACCAUGUGCAGUGUGUAAUGGUGCCAAAAUGUCUCAUUGAUUUGGUGAAGUACCUCAAACAGAGUAUGUGUUGGAAGAUCCUACAUACCUUAAGUGAACUUCAAACCUCUUCCCCACAAUUUAUCUUUUACUCAUAUUUUAUGUAUAAUGAGAACACAAUUAUAUGGAACUGAGCAGGUAUAACUUAAAAUUAACCAUUUCUUCUUUAAAUUCACUUAAUUAUCCGUCCAGCCCUUUUCAAACAUGUGUCAUGAGGUCUGACUAGAAAAUAAAAAUCAAUUUUCAUUGGUUCAAUGAUUAAAUUAGUAUUAUUUUUUUAUGAAAAAUAUACUACAAAUAUCUAGAUGAGUGUAAGGAGCCAUUUAAUUUUAUAUUUUAUAUUCUUCAGCUGUGCUGUCAUAUCAGAUAAUCUAGCAUAUGAAAUGGUUGUUUUCUUGAAGAGUGACCAACCCCUUUGCACUCUCUGACCUCUUUCUUUACUGUUUUAAAAUGUGGAUCAAUAUCUGCUUUUUUGUACUUUUUGGUUUUUUAUUUACAAUGCAACUAGUAGUAGAGCAAAUGUAGAUAAAGAGGUUGAAGAUUAAAUGAAAACCUUUCUGAGUUUCCUACA